Molecule: messenger RNA, 1235 nt
Organism: Polistes dominula (European paper wasp)
Lineage: Eukaryota; Metazoa; Arthropoda; Insecta; Hymenoptera; Vespidae
Gene: Naxd
Product: NAD(P)HX dehydratase
Biological process (GO): metabolite repair
Molecular function (GO): ATP-dependent NAD(P)H-hydrate dehydratase activity
Source: RefSeq, a predicted model, not a curated record
AUCUUAGUAAUUACAGAUCAUUUUUAAACUUCGCGCGUUUAGUUGUAUAUUGAACAGUCAUUAAAAAUAAGUUUUCUACCCAAUCGUACAUAGAUUAGAUUAAAAAACAGUUCGAUGAUAACAAUGAUUCGGUUACUUUCAAAAAAUAUACGUAAAGAGCAAAAAAUACUCUUUUAUCUAACUGGUAUAUCAACCAUGUCGUCAUGGGCAUCUGCAGAUGAACGUAUAUUAAAAACAGUAAGGAAAAUCAUACCAAAUUUAAACAAUACCAAAUAUAAAGGUCAAGAUGGAAGAAUUGGAAUAUUUGGUGGUAGUGCAGAGUACACAGGAGCACCUUAUUUCGCAGCAAUGAGUGCACUUAGAACCGGUGCUGAUUUGGUACAUGUAUUCUGCGCAAAAGAGGCUAGCAUUCCUAUUAAAUCUUUCAGUCCAGAUGUAAUCGUCCAUGGAAUCUUGGAUCAAAGCGAUGCUAUCAAACAUAUAAAACCUUGGUUAGAUUGUUUACACAUUAUUGUUAUUGGCCCUGGAUUGGGAAGAGACGAGAAAACUUUCAAAAUCAUAGUUGAAUUAAUUUCUAUCUGUCGUGAACUGCAAAAACCAUUGGUCAUAGAUGCAGAUGGUUUAUACUUAAUAACUCAAAAACCUGAAAUAGUCAUAAAUUAUCCAAAUCUUAUACUUACACCUAAUGCUGUAGAAUUUAUUCGUUUAGUUAAAUCUGUAUUAAAGAAAACAAUUGAACCUUCUCCGACGGUUAAAUCUACAGAUGUUAAAGAUUUGGCAAAUAGUUUUGGAACAAAAGUAGUCAUUUUAUGUAAAGGAUCAAAAGACGUUAUAGUAAGUGGACAAGAAGACAGUGAUAUUGUAUGCUCUGGCAUGUCUGGUUCUGGACGACGAUGCGGUGGUCAAGGAGAUCUUUUAGUUGGAUCCAUAGCUGUUUUCUGGUGGUGGGCUAUUUGUAAUGCAAAUAAUGAAUUUUCUAUGUCACCUGCAGUAUUAGCAUCUUAUGCAGGAUCAAGAUUAAUUAGAGAAUGUAAUGCAGCAGCAUAUAAAAUUAAACAGAGAGCCACUUUAGCGAGUGAUAUGCUGGAACAAAUACAGUGUACUUUUGCUAAAAUUUUUGAAACUCAUAACAACAAGUGAGUUCCAUAAGUUCAAACCAAAAAGCUAUAUAUAAUUACAAUUGAUACUAUAUUUUUUUAUAAGGAGUAAUCUGUACAUGUAUUUCUUAAUAUAAA